GAUUAGCUAUCAUUUUGGCAGUUUCGUGACUUUUGUAACCUGUUCUUGUAGUAAUUUACUGAUUGCUGACUUAUCGUAAUUCUUACAAGAACUAAAGGAUAUUGAUUCUGCUCAGAUUAUCGUUUUGAACUGCCAAAAGGAGGCAGUUAAUAUUUAACAAUGGAAGCACUGUCAACAGAGACAGUGGCUGGCGGUCGGAAGGCAAUGGCGCGUUCCUUCCAGGACCUUCCUGAUGAGAUGGUAUCACAUGUCUUCUCCUUCUUGGACAUUAUCGACAUUACGAACAGUUCCAUCGUCUGCAAACAGUGGCAGCGAGCAAGCCGCAGCGCCGCUCUGCAGAAGGCCGUCAUCAUCGACGUACAGAAAUGGGCCGCGUACGUCCCACGACCUCCAUCCGCAGAUACCAUAAUCUUCCGCCGACACUUCUAUCCGGGUUUCCCAUCAAUGCCGGACCAGUUCUCCGGCCAACGGAAAUCCCUACUGGCACGCUUCAUCACCGGGCGAACCCGCCAACUCAUCGUUCGCUGGCCGUUGGGAUCCCUGCCACCCGCACCGGAAAUGAUAGAGGACCCGGCGGAUGUGUCGCUCAUGGCCUUCUACUACAAUUUCUACUAUGAUCUUCCGCAGAUCGGUGACCAUCUCCGGGAAAUCCUGAAGGACUACGUGCCGCAGGUGUUAAAGAACGGAGAUAUCGGCAAAUUGGUGUUGACGCUGCAGAAUCUGCAGCUGUCGUUGGAUAUCCUGUCCGGCAUUAUGCCGCGUGAUUGA
Molecule: messenger RNA, 768 nt
Organism: Paramacrobiotus metropolitanus
Lineage: Eukaryota; Metazoa; Tardigrada; Eutardigrada; Parachela; Macrobiotidae
Exons: 3
Coding region: 160-768 (202 amino acids)
Molecular function (GO): protein binding
Source: RefSeq, a predicted model, not a curated record